AUAAAAUAAUAAAAUAUCAAAUAUUGCGGAUUUUGUUUAUUUACUGCUCAUAUUCUGCACUCUGGAAUAUUCCUUUCAACAAGGUUAAUAUGGUCGCGCACAGUUAGACGAGAGGAGGGUGGAUCACAUCCCUCAUUAAGUAAAACGAUUUACUUGUUACGGGGAAAGAGAGGGCAUGCAUGAGCCAGUAAGAAGCUGGGGGUUUAUUAGAUGGUUAGACUGGAAAUGUAUCCGUGAUACCGUGGUGGAAAAAAAACUAUUCUUAUGAUAAGUACUAUGGGAUCUUUGGGGACUAUUGGACACUCAUGCAAGUGGCAGGUAAAGAAUGCGCAAAAGCGCUCUUGCUGGAGAGUGGGAGGUGGGAUUUAAAUUCUGCUAAUCCUGUCCUCAAUCUCUCCGGGACAGUCCUGUAGAGAAAGAAUUAGACGGACGGUCGGUUUUGGGACGUGGGAGUAACCUGGUGAUUUCAGAAAACCAUUCAAACUUUCUGGACUCUCGAGCAGACAGCCUAUAUUUCUUAAUGGUUGAUAAGUGUCUAAUUAUAGAAAGGCAUUCGUAUUUACAUGCGCACGCACCGUUUCGACCUAAAUCGAAUGUUUUAAUCCCACUUGAAUACUGCCGGCGAACUGGACGGAGUGAAGCAAGUUUAUUGUCUGGGCCUGAAGAUCUUGUCUGGGGGAUCCAAAUAAACCGUCCAUCAAUGAGUGACACAGAGAACUCCAACGCGGAUUCCAAAUUGGAAUCUGUAAUACAGAGACUGGAGGAGAGUGUGCUGUCAGAAGAGAAGAGGCUAAUCGUCCGAGGCUCUUCUCCUGAAGACCCUCCUACAUGUCUACCUGCACGGGUCCGAGAGAUCGUCACUAAGAACCUCAACGAGAGCGGACCCAUGUCAUCAGUGAUGUCAGUCCAGGAGGAGAACCGGGUGCUACAGGGAGAGCUGGGGAGGCUGGAGGACCUCCUGGCCCAUAGCCGGGCAGAGCGUGAUGAGCUGGCCAUCAAAUACAGCGCCAUCAGCGAGAGGCUAGAGCAGGCGCUACGCCUAGAGGCUGGUGAUGGGGAGGGGGACUCGCCAGAGUGUCGCAGUUUGGCUCAACAGAACGUGGAACUCCGCAGACGUCUGGACGAGGAGCAGGCAGCCUAUAAGCGCAAGCUCACAGCCUACCAGGAGGGCCAGCAGAGACAGGCUCAGCUUGUGCAGAAGCUACAGGCCAAGGUCCUGCAGUAUAAGAAGAGGUGUGGAGAUCUAGAGAAGACUGUGUUAGAGAAGUCCUCAGAACUGGAGCAGCAUAGACUGAAUGGCCCUUGUGAUACGUCCAGCAGCAGUCAUCGUGGAGAUGAGGAUCCAUGCGGAGACCUGGAGAACGCUCUAAUCCGGUUGGAGGAGGAGCAACAGAGGAGCAACAGUCUGUCUGCAGUGAAUUCAAUGCUGAGAGAGCAGCUGGAGCAGGCAGGACUGGCUAAUGAGGCACUUAGCCAAGACAUACGUAGACUCACUGCUGAUUGGUCCAAAUCUAGGGAGGAGCUGGAGCAGAGGGAGUCUGAUUGGAGGAGGGAAGAGGAGUCUUUUCACAGUUAUUUCAGCAAUGAGCACAGUCGUCUGCUUUCCCUAUGGCGACAGGUGGUGGGCUUCCGUAGGCAGGUCUGUGAGCUGAAGAGUGCCACAGAAAGGGACCUGUCAGACAUGCGAAAUGAGAUGGCCCGGGCCUCCCACUCGGUCCAGUCGUCCUGCUCCGGCCUGUCCUCCACGCUACGCAGCCGUGAGGGAGGGGCGGCCCUGGCUCUGGAGCGGGAGGAGGCGCUGCGGGGGAAGCUGGAGGCGCAGCUCAGAGAACGCGUGGCUGAGAUGAUGAGCCUGCAGACCAGGAGAGACGCAGAGAGGGCUGAGCUGAACGCCAGACUGUCAGAUGCAGUGCGCGAGGUGGAGAGGCUGAAAGGACAGAUUGAGGAGAGAGACCGAGACGUAGCCUCUCUGACCAGGAGACUUGAGGAGCAGAGUGGCAACGAUGAGACCGACAUGCAGGUGAUGAGAGCUCACACUGAAACACUGCUGGACACACUCCGAGACAUUGCCCAGACUGUCCUGUCUGAUGGGGACUCGUCAGAGGCAGACCAGGAGAACAGCGAAGCUUCUGUAUUGGCUCUGUUCCGUAGCUCCUCUCCUCGUCGGUCCUUGUCACCACAGCGAUCCAGCUCUCCUAGCCGCUGCUCGUCUUUGGCCCUCAUCCCAGAGGCCAGCCUGUCAGCUCUGCGCUCUGCUGUCAACAGCAGACAUCUCCAGCUACAGGAGGUUCGGGGGCGUCUGUCCUCUGCCCAGUCAUCGGUCCAGACACUGCGCAGGCAGCUCACAGAAACGGAGUCAGCCAGACGAGAGGCAGAGCAACGCUGUCAGAUGCUGCAGGGAGAAAGAGACGGAGUUCAAAGAGAGAAAGACUCGAUGCAGAGGGAGAGAGACCGCCUGAAACAAGACAGGGACACACUGGCCAGUGAUAAGGUGGCUGUGGAGAAGUCCGCCCAAACAGCACUGAUCAAGUCCCAAAUACUGCAGAUGGACUGUGAGAAGCUGCAGCAGGCCUUGACGUCGGCCCAGAGAGAGUGGGAUCACGAGAGGGAGGAGAAAGAGGCAACGCUCCAGGAGAGAGACCUGGCAAAGGCAGAGACUGAGAGAGUUCAGAAGCAGUGGGAGCAGAGUGACAGCCGGGCGUCUGUCCAGCGACGGGAGCUGUCUGCAGUGAGAGAGGCCAAACACCAGACAGAGGUGGAGAAGCAGCUCCUGGAGGAAGAGAAAGCCCAGCUCACUGAGGCUCUGGCCCGGGCUGAAGGCAGUAAUGCUGAGCUUUCUCUGCUGGUCAACAAGCUUCACUCUGAGGAGGCAGCCCUCCGUGACUCUCUGGCCAAGAUGGGCAGCAUGAACGAGGCCCUGGCCCAGGACAAGUCUGACCUAAACUCCAUCAUCAGCCAGCUGGAGGAGGAGAAGAACCUCCUGCAGGCUGAGAAACGCGAAGCCAAGCAAGAGAAGCUGACCAUCAGAGACGAGCUUGUCCGUUUGGAGCAGGACAGGCUAGAGUUGGACUCCGCACGCCUCGCCCUCCACCAAUCCCUGCAGGAGUCAGAGCUGAGCAGGGUGGGGAUGGAGGCGGAACUUCACAGCCUCAGGGCUGAAAAAGUGAAGCUGCAGGACAAAAUCACUCAACUGUGUGGCGAGGUGAGCUCUCUGGGCGCAGAGCUGGGCGUGAUCCGGGGUGAGGAACAGAGGCAGGGCACGGCCCUGGAGGAAAUAGGACGGGAUAGGGCGGACCUGGCCAGAGAGAGGGCGGGGCUGGUGGUCCAGCUGACUGCAUCAGAGAGAGAGAACGCCGCGCUAAGCGAGGAGGUGGCUGCUUUCAGGUCGGAGCGGGAGACCCUGGAGACCAGCCUGUUUGAGGUGCAACAACAGAUGGUGCAGCUGGAGUCCCGGAGAGAGCAGCUGGAGACAGAGAACCAGAGUCUGCGUCUGCGCUGCGAAACCACCACAGCGGAACUGAGGCGCGUGCGCGCGGAGGGGGAGAACAUCCUGGCGCAGAGUGAGAAGGAGAUGGAGGUUCUGCGCCAGGCCCUGAGCAAUACCCAGCAGGAGUCUCAGCAAGCCCUACGCGCCUCCAUCGCUGACCACCAAGAGGAGGUCGAGAGACUGACUGCUGAGAAGGAGACCCUUCGCUGCAGUUUGGAGUCCGAACAUGAGGGGGCGCUGCGGCGGCUCAGAGAGGAUGCAGAGGAGCAGGUCCUUAGGACUGAGAGGGAGCGGGACGAGCUGAGAGCUGAAGUGAGGAGUUUGCAGCACGACAGGGACCAGAGCCUGCUGCAGGCAGAGACCGAGAAACAACAGAUGCUGUCCCAGAAGGAGGCAGAGAAGGCGGUGCUGUCUGAGAGGGUGUCCAUCCUGCAGGCAGAGUUGGGUUCUGCAGCCCUGGAAUUGGAGAGACUGGCCAGGGAGGCAACGCAUCACAAAGACCAGGAGAGGGCCGCAGUGGGAGCUCUGACCACAGAGUUACUGGAGCUGCGCUGUCAGCUGGAGGAGGCUGGCUGUCGUCAUGACAGGGAGUUACAGAGGCUACAGGAGAACUGCACGGACCUGCAGACACACACUGACGCUGCCCUCAAGGAGUUGGAGGAGUGCAGAGCUUCUCUGUCAGCCAGUGAGGAGAGCCGAGACCAGCUGAGGCGGGACAUGCUGGAGAUGGAGAGGCGUCUCAACCAAACCCGGGACACUGGGGAGGGCUACAGAAGGGACGGGGUGGAGUUACGGCGCACCCUCUGUGAUGUCACCAAGGAGCGAGAUACGCUCAGCCUAUCAAACACCCACCUGAGGGAGACAUUGAGAAGUACAGAAACUGAGAGGAUCAGUGUCAAGCGUCAGUGCGAAGAGAGGGACCAGCGGGUGGCUCUUUUGGAGGAGAGCCUGUCGUCUGCUCAGAGGGAGGUGGCGGAGCUCCGCAGCUGUCUCAGAGAGGUCGAGAGGUCACGGCUAGAGGCCAGGAGGGAACUGCAGGAGCUCCGCAGACAGGUGAAGGUGCUCGAUGGUGAGAAGGAGCAGAAAGGCAAGGAGGUAGCUGAGCUGCAGAUGCGCCUCUCCCUGGAGGAGCAGAGAGAAGAGGAGAGAGGGAGGGAGAUUUUCGCUCUCAAACAGAAGCUGGUCGAAGCUGAUACAGCCAGGACCUCCGUCAAGAAAGAGCUGUCCGUCCUCCAGAGGCGUCUGACGGAGUCGGAAUCAGGCUGGCGAGGCUGUGAGAAAGAGUUGACCACGCAGCUGCAGGAGGCCCGGGGUUGUGAGAAGAAGCUCCAGGAUGAGGCCAGGAACCUGUCCCUGCGGGCCCAAACGGCCCAGGACUCCCUGACCCAGUCCAGCCUGCAGCUCAGCGAGGCCCAGGGACGCCUGGCCGCGACCGAGGCAGAGCUGGCCCGGGCUGAAGCCGGACGCAGGGAGCUGGAGUUCCGCCUGGGCAGCCUGCAGUCGGCGUUGACCCGUACCCUGGGCAUUGGGGCAGGGGGGCGGGGCAGCACCAGCGGGGGGAGGGGCCGGAGCCCUGGGGGGAGUUCCCACAGCAGCAUCACACGGCACCGCAGCCUCUCACCAUUACGCUGCUCAUUGUCGCCCCCCAAAGAUUUUGGAGGUUCGACCCCUGACAACACAAUGGGCUUAUCCAGACCCAUCUCCCCAGAACGGGAGGACACACCCCAGCCCGUGCCUCUACCUGAGAUGGACCCAGAGGUACUGCGCUGUGGCCUCCGAGACUUCCUCCAGGAACUCCGAGACGCUCAGAGAGACAGGGAUGAGGCACGCUGCCAGUUGGGGGCGCUACAGAGAGAGUUGGAGGAGGUGACAGGGGAGAGAGACUCCUCCCAGAACCGCCUUUCUCAGCUACACAAAACACUACAGGAGUGGCAGGACGGGAAGCGUGACGUUGAUGGGCGUCUGACUUCCACCCAGGCCAUGCUCCAGCAGCUGGAGGAGAACAUGAGGAGGGGAGAGAGGGAGAGGAGAGCCCUCACUGACAGAGUCAAGGAGCUGGAGAGAGCCCUGCAGACUGCCGAGACUGAGAAGAAACACACACAGGACCAGUUGAGUAAGCAGCGUGCGGGGGAGGUGCGCCUGGAGGCGGAGCGGAGGCGCCUGCGGGAGGCCCUGGAGGCUGCUGAGACCCGGGGAACCAGGGUGGAGCUGGGGAGGCGCAGCCUGGAGGGGGAGCUGCAGAGACUCAAACUGAGCCUGGGGGACCGUGAGGCGGAGGGCCAGGCCACCCAGGAGCGCCACGCCGCUCUACUCAAACAGGUCAAAGAGGGGGAGAGCCGUGUGACGUUGCUCCAGAGAGAGGUGGACAGGCUGAGCCAGGCUCUGUCUAAAGCCCAAGAAGGAGAGGCCUGUCUCAGGGAGAAGACCCAGAGCCUCUCUCAGAGCCUCCAGGAGGCCACUGCUUCCCACAGCGCCACCCAGGGGCGCCUUGCUGCUCUACAGAAGACACUGGGGGUCGCCGAGCAAGACCGCAGGCAGCUACAGGAACGAGUGGAUGGAGCGCGGGCGUCCCUGAACGAGGGGAAGCGAAGCAUGGUGGCACUUACUGAGCGCGUGCAGAGCCUGCAGAAUGAGCUGACCCAGAGCGAGUUGAGACGAGGAGAGCUGGAAACAGAGCUGGCCCAGACACAGGAGGCCCUGCGACAGCGGACCGCCAGUCUGACGGAGGCCCAGCGCAACGCCCAGUCGGCCCAGACAGAGAGGUCCUCUGCAGAGGAGAGGCUGCGCGGGCUUCAGAGGGCCGUGGCAAUGCUGGAGACGGAGAAGAAGGAUGCAGAGAGACAGGCCGUCCGACUCGAGAAGGACAAAAACGCACUGAGAAAUACACUGGACAAGGUGGAGCGUCAGAAGCUGAAGACAGAGGAGGGCAGUAUGCGUCUGUCUGCAGAGAAGGGCCGUCUGGAUCGCUCCCUCAACACUGCAGAGCAGGAACUGCAGGACGCACAGAGACAGAUCGCCCUGCUACAGGAGUUGGUGGACGUUAGAAAGAAAAUCACUCUUUCUAUGGCCCAGCUGGCCGAGAUGGAGCAGUCCCACAGUGUGAAUGAGAGCUCCAUGCGGCAGCAUGACGAGGCGCUUCGCGAGGCGGAGAGGCUGAGGGUCGCCCAGAGGGAGACGGAGAGGACCCUGGCUGCACGGGAGAGAGCCCACCGCCACCGGGUCAAAGGCCUGGAGGAGCAGGUGUCUACUCUGAAGGAGCAGCUACAGCAGGAGCUGAGGCGAAAACAGCCCUCCCUACCCACCUGAUGUCUGCCUGGAAGUGGCUCCGUGUUUAGUAAGAGCACACUAGAAGCUCCAGAACCAUCCUGACAUAAUCAGCUCCUCUGACUUGACGCUACAACGCACGGACCUACUCCUACUCAGGGAGAACCUCGGCAUCGCUGUGGGAGGACACUGUGAAUGACUGGGGUGUAAACGGAGCAGGAGUCCUCAGCUCCAGGUUUCCCUUCCACACAAACACACCGUCAGACCAGCAUAUAAAGGGAAAACACUCUGGAGCCUAAUUUCUAGGAGGUUCUAACAUGCAUCCUUUGUCCUGGUCUUAUCCACAUUCUGAUUGGACCCACAUUCUUAUACAGGUGUCAGUUAUUGAACAGUCAAGAUCAGGAUUUAACAUGGAACUUAGGUGCAGGUGUAAAUGGGCUUCUUUCACUGAGCACUAGAACAGUUCAUCGGCCAUUUGAAGGUACCUUUUUUUUCUUGCUAGUAUUUUUCUGAAAUAGGCUUAUUAUUUUUUCUGGGACCAAUAGACACUACCUUCUAUGUGAAGAACAAAUGAUUGGUCCACAUGAGAGGAAUUGUUUUUGUAUGUUUAGGCUUUUAGAUUUAUAUUCUUGUAGUUAGUUAGAAAUAGCACAUAUUGAAGUGUGUUCAUAACUAUCGGGUGUAUAUAAGUGUACAUGAAUCAGUCAUGUUUGUGAGAGAAUGCAAAAUAACAGUUGUGUGUCUGGAGUAAAUGUGUGUUGAUAAAGCA
Esox lucius (northern pike) is the source of this 7520-nucleotide messenger RNA. Its product is annotated as rootletin. The transcript has 38 exons. The record is from RefSeq and is a predicted model, not a curated record. The coding region runs from base 521 to 6793 and encodes 2090 amino acids. Lineage: Eukaryota; Metazoa; Chordata; Actinopteri; Esociformes; Esocidae.